Messenger RNA from Cryptococcus deneoformans JEC21, 833 nucleotides. RefSeq lists its product as hypothetical. The record is from RefSeq and is a predicted model, not a curated record. NCBI's taxonomy places the organism in Eukaryota, Fungi, Basidiomycota, Tremellomycetes, Tremellales, Cryptococcaceae. The transcript is spliced from 2 exons. Bases 117 to 671 code for a protein of 184 amino acids.
CGUUGAGAUCGCGAACUUGCAGCAACCUUGGACACCGCUUUCACACUGAAGGACGCGAAGUCGGAGAAAUCUCACUGCUUUGCUUUACUUCUUUUAUCAGCCAACCUGCCUGCACCAUGUCUAGCAACUCAUAUCAGCCCAUUCCCUCACAAUCACCUCCUGUCUCUAGGUCGAAUUCCCCCUCUACAUCGCAAACCACCUUUCCCCCUCGUCCUAAUCAUCCUUUUGGCGACGAGGAUGAAGAGUACCAAGAGCGUCUGCGCGGAUACCAAGCUGAAUUUAACCGACCACCUCCUGCUUGGUGGAAGCGUAUGUUUUUGAUCCUUGCAAUUAUCGCGAUGGGUUGGCUUUCUAUCUAUCUCGGUAAACGAGGAAUGAGCAAGAAGCCACAGGUGAUCUAUGCCAGUCGAUAUUCCGAAGAGUUUAAAUACCGCCCUGCUGCAUCGCCCGUUAUUACCGAAACACUUUCUGAUGGGCGUAUUCGAAUUCGCGGAGCAUCAGUUGGUGGAGUGGGUGUGCGCGAGGAGGAUAUUCCUUUGACACCGGCAAUGAAGGCUAAAAGAGACCAGGAGAGGAGAGAAGAGGCUCGAGAAAAGGCGAGAGAGAAGAUGGGUUUGAAGACUAAGAGCAAAAAGAGGGGUAAAAAGGGCGCAAAAAAGGCAACGGCAUAAGCGGAGAGUGUAGACGAGUGAAUUGCAUUUAUCAUAUCCACGAUAUGAUAGGAGAUGGACAUUUACGAAGCAUAUAGUAGAUGACAUAAACAGCAGGAUAUGAUCUGAGUGAUUUCGAUCAUAAAUAUUCCCAAUGCAUAGUUCAAACCAAACGAAACCAAA